AUGAAGAAGUUCGGAACAAUCACGUAUUUGACAGUUCUGCAUUUCAUCUUAUUGACUGCACCAGGAUGUUUUGCCAUUGGUCCAAUAUACAACCUGACCAACAACGAAACAGGACUUCGGUUUAUGGUCCUGGACAAGGCAGACGACGCCGACACUGUGACCGAGGCGAGAGUGAAAUGCAGGGCGAUUCACAUCCUAGCGGACGUGGCAGAACUCACCAAUGCUAGCGAUGACGUCAUUGUUCAACGACUAAUUAAUAUUGCUGAUGAUAUAUCUGGCAACCACUGGCUCGGUAUUUCCGAUGUCUUCACCGAAGGGAAGUUCCUCUCUCUCCGGACCGGACAACGCUUGACCUACACCGCCUGGAAGGACGGCACACCACCCGAAGACAUUAACAAGAACUGCGCUAUCCGAAACUCCGUUAACGGGGAGUGGGAUCACGAGAGUUGCCACGCCGGGAGAGGCGUGCUCUGCAGUCUUCCUGACCCGAUCCCCCCGAUCGGUGAGGCUCUGAUACCUGGCGGAGAUAAUCCACGAGAUUGCCUACCAACAUGGAUACCCUACAACAAUUCAUGUUAUCUUUUCCAUCCACACGGGGAUAAGAUGAACUUUAAUGAGGUCAUUUCAGAAUGUCAGGGUGGUGAAAUGAUGGUCCCGUACUCGCCUGACGAUGUCAACUUUCUGCAGCUGAAUGGACAGUUGUCUGGCAUCUCAAGUAUCUGGCUUGGUAUUUGGGAUAAAGGACAUGGUACAGGAAACUACAGAAGCGUCUAUUUGUCCGGGGGAGCUACUCCUUAUUUAAACUGGGCUAGCGACGAGCCCAAAACUAACGAUGGCCACGAUAACUGCGUCGUCAUGGAAACUGACAUCAGUCUCUUCAAAGCAAAAUCAUGUACCGAAAAUCACGGCAUUGUGUGUAAGGAUUUCCAAGUUGCACGUAAAUUUUCCAAUUGA
Molecule: messenger RNA, 954 nt
Organism: Asterias rubens (European starfish)
Lineage: Eukaryota; Metazoa; Echinodermata; Asteroidea; Forcipulatida; Asteriidae
Product: macrophage mannose receptor 1-like
Exons: 6
Coding region: 1-954 (317 amino acids)
Molecular function (GO): signaling receptor activity
Source: RefSeq, a predicted model, not a curated record